Messenger RNA from Polypterus senegalus (gray bichir), 4853 nucleotides. Its product is annotated as ribosomal protein S6 kinase 2 alpha. Bases 521 to 2779 code for a protein of 752 amino acids. The transcript is spliced from 23 exons. The record is from RefSeq and is a predicted model, not a curated record. Lineage: Eukaryota; Metazoa; Chordata; Cladistia; Polypteriformes; Polypteridae. Gene Ontology annotation, biological process: protein phosphorylation; intracellular signal transduction; positive regulation of DNA-templated transcription. Gene Ontology annotation, molecular function: ribosomal protein S6 kinase activity; ATP binding; magnesium ion binding.
GAGGAUCCCCGGACCUGGCAGCAUUGUGCGCCACUUCCAGGAAGCUUGAGAAUCCGCAGGACGUGCGCGCCAAACCGUGCAGCUGCAGUCAAGCGCGGCUGUGUACUUAGGGGAGAAGCCGCGUUCGUUCGGGCACAGAGUUGGCGGUGUCCGUGCUUGUCACCUCGCGACUUGCUUCGCACACUUGCAACCCCUGGAAGGCGCCUUGUUCACACCCGGAGAGCCCUCCCCCCAACCUCCUCAGGUGCGCCGCUACUUCUUGCCUUAUUUCUCCGUCCUUUUUGGUGGCCACUUGAUCGAACGUCUGGAAGAGACGCUGACGUCACCGCUAAGGAUUUCCAAAACAGCUUGUCGGACCCUAAGAAAAUCACCUUUGAGGAGGUCGCCGCCGAGGCUAGCAGUUCAUCGCUCCCUCCCUCCGGUUUAAGUGCAGUGUCUGUAGGGCGAACGCCUGAAUCCGAAUCUUACGUCUAAAAAUAACAAUUUUGUUUCAUUUUCACAACACUCACCCUACUUCAGAAUGCCGCUUGCCCAGCUUGCAGACCCUUGGCCCAAAAUGGAGCUGAUUCAUAUGGAAACUGAGAAUGGACAGAGUACUACAGAAGAUGGUGUCCAGCAAGUUAAGGAAAAAUCAGAAAUUACUUGGAUAGAGAAGGACUUUUCAAAUAUAAUGAUCAAGGAUGAUGCUGUUAUUAAGGAGAUCAACAUUACCCAUCAUGUUAAGGAAGGUUCAGAAAAGGCAGAUCCGUCUCACUUUGAACUACUUAAAGUUCUGGGUCAAGGAUCCUUUGGAAAGGUGUUUUUAGUCAGGAAAGUUACCCCUCCUGAUAACAAUCAGCUUUAUGCCAUGAAGGUGCUGAAAAAGGCUACUCUCAAAGUGAGGGAUCGGGUGAGAACAAAAAUGGAACGGGAUAUUUUGGCUGAUGUAAACCACCCGUUUAUAGUAAAACUUCACUAUGCUUUUCAAACAGAGGGAAAACUCUAUCUUAUUUUAGACUUUCUCAGAGGAGGAGACCUUUUCACAAGACUCUCAAAAGAGGUGAUGUUUACAGAAGAGGAUGUUAAGUUCUAUCUAGCAGAGCUUGCCCUGGGUUUGGACCAUUUGCACAGUCUUGGAAUCAUUUAUCGUGACCUCAAGCCAGAGAAUAUCUUGUUAGAUGAAGAUGGACAUAUUAAGCUUACAGACUUUGGUCUCAGCAAAGAGGCAGUGGACCAUGAAAAGAAGGCAUAUUCAUUCUGUGGAACGGUGGAAUAUAUGGCACCUGAGGUGGUCAAUAGACAAGGUCACAGCCUCAGUGCUGACUGGUGGUCUUAUGGUGUCUUAAUGUUUGAAAUGUUGACAGGGUCCUUGCCCUUCCAAGGAAAGGACAGAAAAGAAACAAUGAAUCUCAUUCUGAAAGCAAAGCUAGGAAUGCCCCAGUUCUUGAGUGCUGAAGCACAGAGUUUACUAAGAGCUCUUUUUAAGAGGAAUCCAGCCAACCGAUUAGGAUCUGGGACUGAUGGUGCUGAAGAAAUUAAAAGGCAUCCUUUCUUUUCAACAAUAGAUUGGAAUAAACUGUAUCGAAGGGAAAUUAAACCACCAUUCCAACCAGCUGUGGCAAGACCAGAUGACACAUUUUACUUUGAUUCUGAGUUUACUUCAAGAACGCCAAAAGACUCACCUGGCAUUCCUCCCAGUGCUGGAGCACAUCAGCUCUUUAGGGGGUUCAGCUUUGUUGCCCCAGCAAUGCUAGAAGAAUCAGGGAAAGAAGUCCAAGUACAACCAUCAUCACACCCAUUUGUCCAGCAACUUCAUGGGAAGAAUUCGCAUUUUAAUGAUGGAUACGUAUUAAAAGAAGAUAUCGGAGUUGGUUCCUACUCUGUCUGCAAGCGUUGUAUUCACAAAACAACUCACUCAGAAUAUGCUGUUAAGAUAAUUGAUAAAAGUAAAAGAGAUCCCUCUGAAGAAAUUGAGAUUCUCCUAAGAUAUGGACAGCACCCGAAUGUUAUUACAUUGAAGGAUGUAUAUGAUGAUGGGAAGUAUGUUUACUUGGUAACAGAGCUCAUGAGAGGAGGGGAGCUGCUGGAUAGAAUCCUCAAACAAAAGUGCUUUUCUGAGAGAGAAGCCAGUGCUGUCCUGUACACCAUCACAAAGACUGUAGAGUACCUUCAUUCCCAGGGGGUAGUCCAUCGAGACCUGAAACCAAGUAACAUUCUUUAUGUGGAUGAAUCUGGCAAUGCAGAAUCUAUCCGUAUUUGUGAUUUUGGCUUUGCCAAACAGCUUAGGGCAGAGAAUGGACUCCUUAUGACACCCUGUUACACUGCCAACUUUGUUGCACCAGAGGUUCUUAAACGACAAGGCUAUGAUGAAGGCUGUGAUAUCUGGAGUCUUGGGAUAUUACUAUAUACAAUGUUGGCUGGGUUCACUCCAUUUGCAAAUGGACCUGACGAUACCCCAGAAGAGAUCUUGACAAGGAUUGGAAGUGGCCAUUUCAGUAUAAAAGGAGGAAACUGGGAUACUAUAUCGGAUGCUGCAAAGGAUUUGGUCUCAAAAAUGCUUCAUGUUGACCCUCACCGACGUCUGACAGCCAAACAGGUCCUAAAGCAUCGGUGGAUUACAAACCGUGACAAGUUACCGCAAAGUCAACUACAACACCAGGAUGCUCAGCUUGUCAAGGGUGCAAUGGCAGCUACAUAUUCUGCACUGAAGAGUUCACAUCCUACACCUCAACUGAAGCCUAUACAAGCUUCAAUAUUGGCUCAAAGAAGAGUAAAGAAAUUACCUUCAACUUCCCUGUGAGAAGGAUCCUGAAAAACAAUGCAUCACCAGUGAUCCCCUGUGUUCCUGCCACACGGCCACCUUGUGUUAAUUGGUUUGUCACAAAUGACAAAAAAUAGGAAUGUUUUAUUUUUGUUGGUUUUGUAUUCAUCAUUAUGUUGUUCAAAUUAGCAGUAUUUUAUCAUAACUCUGUCUUUUCUAUCACUUUUUUUUUAACCUUUUUGAAUCAAAGCACAAUAUUUUUUUCCUUGUGCAAUACACCUUGUCUGUUGUAUUGUCCCCAUUUUUUAUAAACGAGAGGGAAAAACACAGCCUGUCUAGUUUUUGUAGUCAAGGCUGACCAAAGAAAUGUAUAAUAUUAAACUUUGGUAGGUGGUAUAUAUUUUUUAUUCCAGUUAGGCUAAAUUUGAUUUAUGUACUGUAGACGAUAGCAACCGUUUCACAGUGCAAACCUAUUGUAAAGUUCACUUUCAAGCAUCUGUUAAGAUUGAUGUUUAAGAUUACUUGUGGUUCUUUAUCUCUUUUUCUUUUUGCAAAGGGCUUUGGCAUUUAUACAUGCACUUACCAGAUUAAAAGGAUGGUAUCAACAUGUUUUGCUGCUUAUUACCAUCCUAGUAAUGGUACAUUUCAUCUUUAAUCAUACAGAUUAUCCAGGGAGUAAAUUCAACAUUCAUUCCUGUAAAGCUAUUUUUUACAUGUCUGAAAAAGUGGCAAAGUGGGAAAGUUGUUGUUUAUUUGAUCCAUUCAACCUGAAACGUGCAUUUAAUGAAAAUUGUCUAUUUGUUUUUUUCUGUCAAAUGUUGUAUAUAAUAAAUUAUAUAAUGCAUGUGCAUGUUUUGGGUUGGGGUGUCUAUUUGUUUUAUACAAUCAAAGCUUUACAUUUUUAAGGGACCAUUCUAAUUUGGUUUUGUAAUGAGAGCACGUAACAAAUUUGUUCUUGGAGAAUGCCAUGUAUGUGCUUGAUGGUGUUUGUUAUUAAUAUAUGACAUUUCUGCAGUUUAGUGAAGAUUAUGAAUUCUGUUUAGCAGCAUUGCAAAGACAUUUUGAGGAUUGAUCAUUCACAUUUUAAUGGACCCUUGUGCCUUUUAUAUUGUGUUUUUCACUUUAGUGCCACCUUGCCCUACUUUGUUUUAAAUAAUUUUAUUAAUAGGGACACAUUUCCAUGUUAAUAUAUUUAUUAUGUCUACUGAUACAGCAUGUCUUAUGGGGCUUUAAAGAAAGCUAUCCUAGUGAGCCAUAAAACCAGUAAUGCUGAAAAUAUUUUUGACAUCAGUUGUUAUAAUCAUCGAGGGCAAAAAGAUCAAGCAUCACUUAAAACAGCGCAUUGAAAUGUUAUUUCCUUUUCACUGUGAUUGUGGCAAAAAGGAGAUGUGGUACUAAAACCUGUGCCUGAGACCAGAUUUAAAUUAAGAUCUAAGUAGUUCAUAAAGGUUUUUGUCCGACUUAAAAAGAGGGGGUGGCAAAUAUUAUUUUUAUAGCAAGAUAUACAAAAACGAUUGAGGGCCAUGAAUUAUAACAAAUCAGACUAGUUCAAAUUAACAGUAAUAUAGCAGUUAGUAAAGCACAAAAUGAGUACUAAAUGUAUGUAAAUUAGCUAACAGUUAUAAUAUAUAGUGGAGAUGUAAGAUCAUUCUCCCACAAUGACAGUUCCAUAAAUAUCCAUCUCUGCCUUGGCAAUAAACAAUUUCAUUAGAUAACUGGAUAUUUAAUAUUGCUUUCAGUUAUUGUUAAGAUGAUGUUUAUUUUUAAAACAAUGGUUAGUGAUUAGAAACACAUUUUGGACAGGAAGCAAUGAAUCUGCCUUAAACCAUACUAUUCCAGGUAUCAAUAUAUAAUAUAAACAUGAUCUUUUAGGCUGUAAAAAUAUUUUCUUUUAUGGGUACAUUGUGAAAAUCAGACAUGCAAAGUUUUCUGAUAGUUGUAAAAUUGUAAAAUUUUCUGCACAGACACUGAUUAUUUUCAAUACUGGGAGGAGCAAUAGAGACAAUGAAACAUAAUGGACCCCUUCAGAUGGGACUGAGUGGAACUUCUCUGUGUUCUGUUCAUAUCAAAGAAAGCCUGGCCAUGUAGGUGCCUUGAUAUUUAAAAAAAAAAA